Molecule: messenger RNA, 2432 nt
Organism: Populus trichocarpa (black cottonwood)
Lineage: Eukaryota; Viridiplantae; Streptophyta; Magnoliopsida; Malpighiales; Salicaceae
Product: pentatricopeptide repeat-containing protein At4g21065
Exons: 1
Biological process (GO): RNA modification
Molecular function (GO): zinc ion binding; protein binding; RNA binding
Source: RefSeq, a predicted model, not a curated record
CCCAACAAAAAAAAAAUAUUGCACAUGAAAAGAACAGUUUACCUAUGGAACCUGAUGAUCCGGGAUUCCACCAAUUCUGCCCUUUUCACCAGAACUCUAGACCUCUAUUCUUGUAUGCUGCGAACUGGACUUCAUGGCAAUGACUUCACUUUCCCCUUGGUCCUCAAAGCCUGCUCCAACACUAACUCCUUACGUGACGCUACUAAGGUCCAUUCCCAUACCUUCCUUCUUGGAUUUCAAGCCCAUGUCUUUGUACAGACUGCUCUUCUUGACAUGUACUCAAAAUGCCAUCACCUGCCCUCAUCAAGGAAGGUGUUCGAUGAAAUGCCUGUGAGAACUGUCGUCUCUUGGAACUCCGUCAUCUCUGCUUAUUGUCGUUCUUUUUUGUUCCAUGAAGCCACUUUGCUACUUCGAGAAAUGCGGCUUCUUGGUUUGGAUCUAAGCUCCACCACAUUCCUGAGCUUUCUGUCUACCACCCCUAUUCAUCUUCGACAAGGCUUAUCUAUACACUGUUGCGUAUUUAAACUUGGACUUUUAAAUACCUAUGAUCACAUACCUUUAGCCAAUGCUGUGAUGAGCAUGUAUAUCAGGUAUGGUCAAGUCCAUGAAGCGCGUGCUAUUCUUGAUUCGAUGCAUGAAAUAUCAGUCGUUUCUUGGUCAACAAUUAUUGGUGGCUACGUAGAUACAGGGAAUGUCGAUAAAGCCUUCAGCAUGUUCAAUAGAAUGAGAACAAUUAGCACCAUCAACUCGGACUUUGUAGUGUUUAUAAAUCUCAUUAAAGGUUGUGCAAAACAAGGGAGUUUGAUGGCAGCUUCAUCGCUGCAUUCUCUCAUAUUCAAAUGUGGAUGUGAGAAUAAAGAUCCUCUGGACAACUUGCUACUCGGCAUGUACGCAAAAUGUGGAGACCUCAUCUCAGCUAGAAAAGUGUUUGAUAUGGCACUUGUAAAAACUGUUUUCUUGUGGACCUCUAUCAUUGGUGGGUACACCCACAUGGGUUAUCCUGCUGAAGCUUUACUUCUUUUUAAGAAGCUGUUGAAGACAGCUAUUAAACCGAAUGGAGCAACUCUGGCUACUAUCCUGUCAGCUUGUGCUGACUUGGGGUCGUUGGACAUGGGCAAAGAGAUUGAAGAGUACAUUUUGUCAAAUGGGUUUCAGUCAGAUAGGCAAGUACAAACCUCUUUGAUACACAUGUUCUCCAAGUGCGGAAGUAUAGGCAAGGCUAUAUCAGUGUUUGAGAGGAUAUCAGAUAAGGAUUUAGCUGCCUGGAGUUCCAUGAUAAACGGUAAUGCCAUUCAUGGGAUGGCAGAAGAGGCUCUCGGUCUCUUUCACAAGAUGCUAGAAAUAAAAGAAAUAAAGCCGGAUGCUGUUGUUUUUACAAGCAUAUUGUUGGCUUGCAGCCAUGUUGGAUUGGUUGAAGAUGGACUCAAAUUUUUUAAAAGCAUGCAGAAGGAUUUUGGAAUAGUACCCAGUGUAGAACAUUAUAUGUGCUUGGUGGAUCUUCUCGGCAGAGCUGGUCAGUUUGAAUUGGCUUUGAAAACCAUUAGAGUGAUGCCUGUCAAACUACAAGCUCAAGUUUGGGCUCCAUUUCUUAGUGCUUGCACGAAACAUUGCAACCUUGAGCUGGGGGAGCUAGCAGCUAGAAAGCUGUUAUAUAUGAAUCCUGGAAGCCAUGCUAAUUAUGUAUUAAUGGCUAAUUUAUACACGUCCAUGGGAAAGUGGAAGGAGGCCGCUGUAACAAGGAGCUUGAUGAUUGACAGAGGGUUGGUUAAAGCACCAGGUUGGAGCCAGGUAGAGAUCAAUGGUUCUGUCCACGUUUUCAUUGCUGGAGAUCGAUCACACACUCAGUCUAUUGAUAUCUACAAAAAGCUAGAGGAAAUAAAUUUAAAACUUGCAGAAGCUGGAUAUGUUCCGGAAACAGAUACUGUGAUUCAUGACUUGGAAAGGGAAGAGAAGGAGGAAGCAUUGAAAGUUCAUAGUGAGAGAUUAGCUAUUGCAUUUGGUCUCAUCAGUACUGAAGCAGGCUCAACACUAAGGAUUAUGAAGAAUCAUCGAACUUGUGUUGAUUGCCAUUCUGCUUUAAAAUUCAUCUCAAAGAUUACAGGUAGGCAUCUUAUUGUGAGAGAUGGUUCCCGCUUCCACCAUUUUGAAUCUGGUAAAUGCACAUGCAAGGAUUUCUGGUGAUUUUACUCAUCUGCUCCCAAAUCACUCUCUCGCUAAUUACAUGAUCUCGAAGUGAUAAAAAAAAAAAAAAAAAACCAUUGAAGAAAUCCCAGGAUUUCAGGGUGCACCUUGACAAGACAUUUUCAAUCGUUGUAUACUCUUGCAAUCGACAGAAAGUAGGGAUAACGAGGUCUAGAAACUUAACAGUUUCUGUAUCUUCUUUAGCUGAACUUCAGCCCAUCAAAAGGAGUCGAGCCACACACUUAGCCUGC